Messenger RNA from Humulus lupulus (European hop), 1731 nucleotides. RefSeq lists its product as uncharacterized. The coding region runs from base 1038 to 1352 and encodes 104 amino acids. The transcript is spliced from 4 exons. Gene Ontology annotation, molecular function: ubiquitin protein ligase activity. The record is from RefSeq and is a predicted model, not a curated record. NCBI's taxonomy places the organism in Eukaryota, Viridiplantae, Streptophyta, Magnoliopsida, Rosales, Cannabaceae.
AUCUCCCGUUUUGAUGGGGUCCUUGGUUGUUUUAACCAACUUUAAUUAAUAAAGUAAUAAACAAAUUCAAGUUACAACAAUAUAGCUAUUACUUAGGGAUAUUGAGAGAUUCGCGCGGUAGUUACGAGCGAUCGGGUUGAAGUUGUUACUGAGAUUCUGUAAAGAAGUCAUUGGGUAGUUAACUUCUGAGAUUCUGACACAUCUGGUCGGCUACACUCCUCAAUCUGACAUAGCUGGUCGGAUGAAACCCCUUUCUGAUGUAACUGGUCAGGUAAAACCCCUUUCUGAUGUAAUGGGUCGGGUGAAACCCCUUUCUGAGAUAACUGGUUGGAUGAAACCCCUUUCUGAGGUAACUGGUUGGGUGAAACACUCCCUGACUAGUUAAAUCCUUCCCUUGUCGGAUAAAUUUCCCUUCUGAUGUGUCUGGUCAGGUAAGACUCCUUCCUGACCAGACAAAAUUCUUAUCUGAUCAAUUAAAUUGUUUCCUAACAAGUUAAACCAUUUCCUAUCUGGUCGGGUAAAUUAUUUCUAAACUAGGUAAAACCAUCUUCCGACCAGUGAUAUCACAACUCCGUAGGUCAUUUUCUAACCUUUGCACUUCCCUUGGUCAACACAUUUAUUGACCAUUAAUGUGACGCUUUACGAUCAUGCAAUGUCACUUAUCCCUUCUGAUUGCUACGUCAUCAAACUAAAAUUUUGGGGAUAAGACAAACAAUGUUAAUAUGUUUUCUGUGGCUCUUCUAUCAGACUUAGUUGUUAAACAACUACUAGUUUCUCAGCUGAAUGCCCAAAUAUUUUUCGAUUCAGGGAACUCUCUCUUUUUUUCUUUUGAGAACAUUCGGGGAACACUCUUUGUUUAGCUGGAAGUAGUUGUACAUUUGUUAGCAUCAAUCAGGUUUAGAAAUUUAGAUGGUUUUUAUAAUGCAGGUUUUCAUUUGCAUAUGCUGAUGGAGUAUGAUUGUAUGAGCAUUGUUAUUGUUAACUCGUCUCAGCUAUGAACUUGAGAUUAACAAUAAUAAGUUUGAAGUUUUGGAAUAAUGACUUGUCAACGUGUGCAGUUUUUGACACCCCCACGUAAUUUAUCGACUCCGGUGACCAAAGUAUGGGACAUAGACAUGUAUUUAGCACAUCUCAAGUGUUUGACAGUGACCAUGAUCCAAACUGGAAUCACAUCCAGAAUGAACAAUCAUACGGGCAUAUGGGGUUUCAUGAUUGUGGAUCGCUCAGCCUUGUAUGGAUCUAGAAAUAUUGUUAAUCAACAUAGGGACAUGAGGUUGGACAUUGACAACAUGAGCUAUGAGAACUUCUUGCACUUGGGAACGCAUCUAGAGCUUCAACACUGGUUUGUUUGAAGAUUUGAUAAUCAAGUGUGUGACUGAAACAAUAUAUUGUUCCUCAGAUCAAAUCUAGGAUGAAGGCAAUUGUGUAGUAGGCCUGGUAAGAUAUUCUGAAACAUCUUGUUCUUUAGUGCAUUAAUGUCACAUUGCUCAAGGAGUCAGAUGUAGAAACCACUUGAAUAAAAAGUUAUAUUGGCAAAAUACCAAAGUCGUUCAAGUUACCAUAAAAUUACACUGAGCGACUCAUAAUUGAACUUGAACGACCAUCAUUGGUUGUUCAAUGAAAAAUCGAGUAGGUUGAUCUUCAAAUUAUGUUAUCUUUAACUAAGUUUGUACAAAAUUUGUGUGGUGAUAGGAGGAGUACAAGAACUUGGAUGAUGUUGGUGUUGGGGUU